AAUAAUAAUUAUAGGGCAAAGAUGCCCUUCCAGGCAUGGCUAACUACCAAGUUUCAAUUCGGGUUCAUAGAGGAAGGAAAGAUUUUCACACCUGCGGAGGGUCUAUUAUAAACGAAGAGUACGUGUUAACAGCAGCUCAUUGUAUUUAUCGGAAAAACAUGAAAGAAAUGUCAAUAGUCGUUGGCAGUCACACGAUCGAUAAAGGUGGUAACCGAUACAAGAUUAAGAAAUUGAUCCCUCAUCUGGACUAUUAUAAGCCGACUGUAAAGAAUGACAUAGGCAUCGUACAGAUCCAAGGCAAAAUCAAAUACAACGAUAAGGUUCAACCAAUUGAGUUGUUAAAAGAAAUGGCACCCAUUGGAAAAAAAUGUCUCUUUACUGGCUGGGGAUAUACAGACCUUAAAGGGAAAACUUUACCAAACAAUCUUCAAAUGUUGGAGUUCGAAACAAUAAGCAAUGACGACUGCACUAAACAAUUAAAAAGCUCGCCUUACCCAAAAUUGGUGCCCGUAAACGCCGGACAACUCUGCGCUAAGCGCCCGAACAACAAAGGUGCAUGCUAUGGUGAUUCUGGAGGUCCUCUCGUUAUUCAGGACGAUAAGAACAAAACUGUUCAAAUAGGAGUCGUGUCCUGGGUAGUUCCCUGCGCCGAACAGUAUCCUGAUGUUUUUAAUUCAGUCCACGGUUACUACGAUUGGAUACAGAGCAAAAUUAAAUAAAUUACUUUUUAAAAUUCAAGAUGGUUACAUCUAAUUAAAAUAAAUAUUAUUUGACAGAAAAAAUAAAAGUAUAUUUUAUUAUAAGCAAUAUUAAAAUUAAAAUUCAAAAUCGUUUAUACAUAAUUAGGUUUUGUACACCAUGUACACUUAUGAAUAUUA
Pieris napi is the source of this 878-nucleotide messenger RNA. Its product is annotated as chymotrypsin-1-like. The record is from RefSeq and is a predicted model, not a curated record. Gene Ontology annotation, molecular function: serine-type endopeptidase activity. Lineage: Eukaryota; Metazoa; Arthropoda; Insecta; Lepidoptera; Pieridae. Gene Ontology annotation, biological process: proteolysis. The transcript has 4 exons. Bases 36 to 719 code for a protein of 227 amino acids.